Apodemus sylvaticus (European woodmouse) is the source of this 1389-nucleotide messenger RNA. Its product is annotated as natural killer cells antigen CD94-like. NCBI's taxonomy places the organism in Eukaryota, Metazoa, Chordata, Mammalia, Rodentia, Muridae. The record is from RefSeq and is a predicted model, not a curated record. The coding region runs from base 559 to 1098 and encodes 179 amino acids. The transcript has 7 exons. Gene Ontology annotation, biological process: positive regulation of natural killer cell mediated cytotoxicity; stimulatory C-type lectin receptor signaling pathway.
CCAAAAGGCAGAAAUAGACUCACUCCAUGCAAGUGCUUGAGUUUUGCAUGUCAAGAACUGACCAAUGUGUCAACCUUGCUGUGAUAAUUUCAGAAUGAGGACCCAAAGACGCGCCAAACUCACCACAGUUAAAUUAUUUUCUGCUACCCAAGAGAUGAAGAGAUGCAGCUCUUUCAGGAAGUUCUCGCCUUUGCUUAGAUGGCCUCUGCGGUGGGCUAAUUUAAUAGAAGUGUACAUUUGGGACUGAAAUUACUAAGAAAAUUGUAUGUGCUUUUUUUCUUUGGCUUUAUAAACAUCCUUAUACCCUAAAUAACCAAGGAGAAUGUGAAUAUUUUUGUCUAAGUUAUCAUUAUGUUAUGUUAAUCUGGACACUUCCGUGAAGAAAUCACUCUUGGGUAAAGUAGUCACCUAGACAGAGUUGGUGCUCAGAAGGAACUUCAACACUCACACUUGUAUGACAUCACUUCUCCUCCAGGCUUCCUGCUCAGCUCUGUGAUCCACACCGUUCUUUAAAAAGCACAAACACAUCUCUGCACCCUCCUUGGUACAUCACUUCUCAUGGCAGUUUCUAUGAUCACUCGGUGGAGGCUGCUGUCCGUGAUCUUUGGAAUAAAAUGUCUUUUCUUGAUGGUUACUUUGGGAGUUUUGGUGAUAAAUUCAUUUAUUAUAAAGAACAUUCAAUCAAUACCUCCAACAUCCACUGUAGAAUUCCAGGAAGUUUCUGAAUGCUGUGCUUGCCUGGAAAAGUGGAUUGGAUAUCAAUGCAACUGUUACUUUAUUUCCAAAGAAGAAAUGUCUUGGAAAGGAAGCAGAGAUUUCUGUGCUUCUCAGAAUUCCAGUCUUCUUCAGCCUCAAACUAAAAAUGAAUUGAGUUUUAUGAGCUCCAGUCAAACCUUUUUCUGGAUUGGAGUGCGUUAUAGUGAAGAAAGAAAUGCCUGGCUAUGGGAGGAUGGCACAGUUCCCUCAAAAGAUGAAUUUCCAGAGUUCUCAAAUAUCAUCAGGCAAGAACACUGCAUUGUUUAUAGUCCAAGCAAAGCAGUUACUGCCGAACCCUGUAAAAAUAAAAACCGUUAUAUCUGUAAGCAACUUCCUAUUUAAAUGCUUCUUAAGGCAAAGGGUAUAGACAAGAAAGGUCCAGGGUUACUGAAAACAGCAGCUCUCAGAGUCGCUACCUUUCCAUCUCGUGUCUGUAAAAAGUUUCUGUUUGCUAGCAUAUAAUGUUCAUACAUUUGAACCCAAGUAAUUUAUGCUUGAUGACUUUUUUCACAUUUGUGCAUAAAAUUAGGAUGAAGCAAUAUAGAGAGGUUUUAUAAAUAUUUUGAUUGUUGAAAUAUAAUUUUAUUCACCUAUUCCUGUAAAGUUUUCUUGGAAACAUUAAAUAAAAUUUAU